Haemonchus placei is the source of this 1506-nucleotide messenger RNA. Lineage: Eukaryota; Metazoa; Nematoda; Chromadorea; Rhabditida; Trichostrongylidae. The record is from the annotation of a GenBank genome assembly.
AUGGUCAAAGAUUUGGUGGUCAAGUGCAGAGGCCUUCCAUACUCAUGUACCGAAGAUCAGCUAAGGAAGUUCUUUGGUGAUACCGGCAUCAGCAAGGUCAAUCUGAUUAUGAGGGAUGGCAGGGCUGCUGGUGAUGCGUUUGUGCACUUUAGCAAUGAAGAUGAUUACAAGCAUGCACUGAAGAAAGAUCGUGAACACUUGGGACACAGGUACAUCGAAGUGAUGCCAGCAGAUGAGGAAAGUUCGAGGGCAAGCGCUAGAGAGCGGGAUAGGGGAAGAGAUCGCGAUCGUGACCGCCGCGAUCGUAGCUGGGGCCCUUACAGCCGUGGAAUGUCACGAGGUGGUCCAGUGGGAUAUGGUGGAAAUGGCGAAGGUGUUGUUCGUCUCCGUGGGCUUCCAUAUGGAGCUCGCGAGCGGGACAUCUAUGAUUUCUUCUCGCCUUUGCAGAUUGUUCCCGAUGGUAUUCUUCUGCCUGAUGAACGCAUAGCUUCUAAAACAAAUGGAGAGGCCUACGUAGUUUUUGCGGACCAAGAAACUGCUGAUCGGGCAUUAAUGCGUCACAUGAAGAACAUGCAGCACAGGCAUGAUUACCUUAUGACUUUAUACAUCGAGGUGUUUAUGGCGUCGUACGGCGAGAUGGUGCAAUUCUGUGAUGACCACCGUCUGCGCGUGCCGCGUGGUAACGGGGGAGGCUUCGGUGGUAUGGCUCGUGGCGGCUAUGACGACGGCUACGGUGGAUUCGGGUACCUCGGUCGAUCAGGUGAUCGCGGAGCGGCGGUCGGUCCAUGGGAAGAUAGCCGCAGUGCUCCAUUCGGUGGCGCGCCAUUACCUGAUCCAUAUUCAGGAAGCUACUCCAGCUCAUGGUCAGCUGCACGCCCGGUUUCUCCCCCUCGUGUUGCGUCGUCGUAUUCAGAUACUUUCGGCAGAGCAAGUCUUGCUGAUCCUUACGGUAGAGCUGUACCUGCCUCGGAUCCUUACGGACGUCCACCAGCGGAUGAUCCAUACAUGCGCGGAUCGAGGCGAUCAGAUGAUUUAUAUGGACGCAGGUCUGAUCCGUUUGAUACAUACCCGCGCUCGGGAUCGGAAACGUGGCGUGAUGACCGCCCAGCGCCUGCUGCAGUUCCUCCUGCAGGAUAUAGUGAUUCAUGGCAGGACUAUGGCUAUUCGAGCUCUGGGGGAGGACCGAUGCGUGUACGCGACCAAUGGCGUGAGGAUUCCCGCGGACCGGCUGCUGCUGCACCGCGUGGACGCGAACGACCUGGACAGAAAUACACACUCAAGAUGAGAGGGGUACCUUUCCGCGCCAUCGAGGCGGAUAUUUACGACUUCUUCGAACCAAUACGUCCCACAAACGUUGAAAUAAUUCACGAAGCAAGUGGACGUCCGUCAGGUGAAGCACGUGUGGAAUUUUCAAGCAGGAAGGAUUAUGACGAGGCACUACUGAAAGACAAACAGUACAUGGGACCGCGCUAUGUGGAGCUGUUCCCCGAUUUUGGAAGAUAUUGA